This is a messenger RNA of Microplitis mediator, 963 nucleotides long. RefSeq lists its product as uncharacterized. The transcript has a single exon. Lineage: Eukaryota; Metazoa; Arthropoda; Insecta; Hymenoptera; Braconidae. Bases 1 to 963 code for a protein of 320 amino acids. The record is from RefSeq and is a predicted model, not a curated record.
AUGAACUCAUUACAACAAGUUGCUGAUCAACUUGAAGCACUCUGCAAGGCGGGCGGAUUUCCUCUUGCUAAAUGGGCAAGCAAUCAUAAAAAAAUACAACUCAAUCAUGUGGAAGCGAUCAAGAAUCACAAAUUCGAGGAUUCAGACUCCAGCACCAAGAUUCUGAGCAUGUACUGGUCCUCACACUCAGAUCAAUUUUAUUUCACGUACUCACCACCAUGCUCAACUCAAAAGUUUACAAAAAGGAUCAUUUUAGCAGAGAUCGCUCAAAUCUUUGAUCCUCUUGGAUUUCUCGUACCACUCAUCAUUCGAGCCAAGGUAUUCAUGCAGGAGCUUUGGCUCGAAAUGCUCAGCUGGGACACUCCAUUGGCAGCCAAUCACCGGCAUAAAUGGAGAAACUUCAAAAAUGAACUCAAACUUAUCUCUGAAAUCAAAAAUCCAAGAUGGAUCCACUCAUCCCCGUGCUCAACUACCGAAAUCCAUGGAUUCUCGGACGCCUCACAAUUGGCAAUGGCAGCUGCCGUGUUCAUCAAAGUCCACACACCUGCUCAUGGAGUCAGAGUUACGCUGCUCUGCUCUAAAACCAAGGUAGCUCCGUUGAAACGAGUAACGAUACCAAGGUUAGAACUCACCGCAGCUCACAUGUUGGCAAAACUCAUAAAACACUGCCAGAGCACUCUAAAUCUCACUCAAUCGCCAACAUACUUGUGGACGGACUCAACUAUAACUCUCACGUGGAUUAAAUCUCAUCCGUCUCGCUGGAAGGAGUUUGUUCGGAAUAGGGUGUCACAUAUUCAAGAUCUACUUCCAGAUGGCCACUGGAAUUUCAUUCCGGGCACACAAAACCCAGCAGACUGCGCAACACGAGGGUUGACACCUACUCAACUCCGUGAUCAUCAACUAUGGUGGACUGGCCCACCAUGGUUGCUCAAGAGUUCAUCGUCCUGGCCUAAAUGUCCAUGA